This is a messenger RNA of Paramecium pentaurelia, 1766 nucleotides long. The record is from the annotation of a GenBank genome assembly. NCBI's taxonomy places the organism in Eukaryota, Ciliophora, Oligohymenophorea, Peniculida, Parameciidae.
AUGAAAAAAGAAUUUAAAAAGAUUCAAAUACAUCUAUUUGAGUAAUAUUAAAAGAUUUAAGAUAAACUGUUAUUGAAGUAUACAUGAUAUAGAAAAUAGAAUUCCUUAUUGUAAUCAUUUUAAGAUUGCUAAAAUAUUUAAAAUAAAUGAAAUAAAUUAAGGGGACAGUAUAAAAAUUGAUUAUUAUUAUGAUGGUCUUAAUGGGGAAUAGGUAAAAAUAAUAAUGAAAGAAUCUGAAGGAAAACUAGAAGGAUUUAUAAAAGAUUUCAAACUUGAGCUAUAAGAUGUAUUGAUGGCAAAAUAAGUUUUAUAAUGUCUUAUUGAAAGCUUUCAUUGGACAGCCAAUUUCGGGUAUUUUGAUACAUUAUAUUUAGGCAGUUUUUGGAUCCAUUUCGUGAAAAUUUAAUUUUCCAUUAAGAAUAAGACUUUUUUUUAUUAAUUCCAACAUUUACAGUGAUAACUAAAUAUAUUUUCUACAAUAAGUUUGAAUUUAGUUGGGAGAAAUUCGUGAAUUAUAGACUCAAUGUCUAUUAAAAUGUGGUAAUAAUUUAAAAUUAAUUAUAAUAGACACAUAUAUUUUUUUGUGAAUUUUUAGAUACUUUCUAUCCUUAUGUAAAGGAGUUAGAUGAAGAUAAAAAAUUUUAUAAAUAACAAUUUUAUGCUUUUCAAUUGAAGAGAUAGAAUAUUGAUGAAUUAUUUGAAUUGAAAGAAAAAUAUGCUGGUGUAGAUAGUCUGUAUUCAGAAGAUUUAAUUAAAAAGAAAUCAUGGAGAUAUAGCUUUAAAUAAAGCAUGAUUCUAUAUUAAUUAGAUUCAAAUGAAGAACUUCGAAAAUUAUUUUUAGAUAAAAAAAAAAUAGAUUAAGAAUUAUCUAAGAAUGGGAAAUAAUAACCUAAUAUUAAAACUUAGACUGAAAAUUUGCUUGAAUUUUUAAGAGCUUUACCAGACAUAAGAUCUGAGAGUCAUGAUGUAUUGACUAGUUUUGCAUAGAAAAUAAAAUAAUAUUUAGAUAGUAAAGAGGAAUUUAAAUAAUUAAAAAAUAAUGUAGCUGCAGUUUUUAGACCUAAUUAUAAACAUGUAGUGAAUAAUAAUAAGAUGAUUGAUUUUGCAAAGUAAUAAUAAUAAGAAAAAUAAAAAAUUGAUAAAUAGAAAAUUGAUAUUGAAUAAAAUAAUGGUUAUUUUGAUUUUGUUUGGUAAUCAGAUAUAAAUUCUUUGAAUAUAAUUUCAUAAUAUAUUCAAUCAUCAUUUAAUAGAAAUGGAGGGGAUAAUUAAUGUUCAAUGAAAUUAGGUGCUGAAGGUAAAUAGUUAAUAUUAAAAUAUAAAUUCGAAUUAUUAGAAUAGAAAAAUUGUUAUAUUGUUAGAACAGUUAUACCAGAAAUCAUGUUUACAAUAGAAACUGCAGAUGAUAUAAUGUUUUUAGUUAAUGUUAUAUAAAAAGAAUAAGGUUAAACAAAUCUUUAUGUGGAUGAUAAUAGAAGAUUGAUGUUAUAUUCAUCAAUUGUGAUGGUAAAAUUGAUAAUAUAUAUAUUUUAGGGAUACAAAAUAGAAAUAUUGAGUGCUAUAGUAAAGAUCAUAGAUAUACAUUAAAUCUAUUUUUAUUUAAUACUUGAAUUUUAUGCUAAGAAUAUAGCAGUAGGUAGAAGUGUUAGAGAAUUGAAAUAUUAACAUUUUGUAAGGGAAUUAUUACAUUAUGUGUAAGAUUAUGAGAAUGAUUUUGAGAAUUAGAUGAAAAACAUAAUGAGUGAUAAUGUUUAGAUUGGAUUUUGAAA